AUGCCCGGACGAAGGCCCCGUGAAAUCUCGACCCACCUCAUAAAACACGUGAAACAAUAUCUUGGGCGCAACACGCUAUGUCCCCGCAACCUGAGCAGCCUCAUCGUCCCUAAACAGUUGGGCAUAAGCGAUGCUAACAUACCUCUAGCAAAGAAACAAGACGAAACCAUAGCAAAGUUGAUCCGUAUGCAUGAUAUAUAUCCACAGACGAAGCUCGCUGCACGCAUGGCUGCGCGGCGCAAAGAAUAUCUUAAUCAAAGCCCUCGGUUAAAGCAGAUCUUUAUUUACAGCGGGGCACACUCCCAG
Messenger RNA from Iphiclides podalirius (scarce swallowtail), 306 nucleotides. Lineage: Eukaryota; Metazoa; Arthropoda; Insecta; Lepidoptera; Papilionidae. The record is from the annotation of a GenBank genome assembly.